GCUUGUCCACACUCCAACACAGUAGGUGGCGGUAAUGCACCUUAACGUUGGUUGCCACCCGCCAAAAAACAUCAAACAGAAGAAGAAGAAGAAGAAGAAGAAGAAGAAGAAGAAGAAGGGACGGAACAACAAGAAGGUUAAGGCAGUGUUAAUUGUAUGCGUCAUCUCCUGGCUCAAGAUGUCUUCCAAUGGACUUUUAACCAUGCGUGCUCAGAUCUGCAGACGCCUGGCUCACAAGUACCUCUCAAGAACCUACACAUCUCGCCCUUCACUGAAUGAGGUUGUCAUUGUCAGCGCAGUCCGUACUCCAAUGGGCUCCUUCAGAGGCAGCCUGGCAUCAAUACCAGCCACCAGACUGGGUUCCAUUGCCAUUAAAGGAGCCAUAGACAAAGCAGGGAUCGCUCCUGAAGAGGUGAAGGAAGUCUACAUGGGCAACGUGCUUCAGGCAGGAGAAGGACAGGCCCCCACGAGACAAGCCUUGCUUGGAGCAGGCUUGACCCUCGGCACUCCAGCAACAACCAUCAACAAAGUCUGCGCCUCUGGGAUGAAGUCCAUCAUGAUGGCAGCUCAGAGUCUGAUGUGUGGACACCAGGAUGUGAUGGUGGCUGGCGGCAUGGAGAGCAUGUCCAAUGUUCCUUAUGUAAUGUCCAGAGAGACCCCAGCCUAUGGAGGAGUAAGGAUGGAAGACCUUAUUGUCAAGGAUGGACUCACUGAUGUCUAUAAUAAAUUCCACAUGGGCAAUUGUGCAGAAAACACGGCCAAGAACAGCAACAUCACCAGAGAGGAGCAGGACACCUACGCAAUUGGUUCAUACAGCCGUAGCAAAGCAGCAUAUGAGUCUGGCGUGCUUGCAAAGGAGAUUGUACCAGUUAGCAUUCCCCAGAAAGGCAAACCUGAUGUGGUCGUGUCCGAGGAUGAAGAGUGGAGGCGGGUUGACUUCAGCAAAGUUCCCAAACUGAAAGCAGUGUUCCAAAAAGAGAAUGGUACGGUGACAGCAGCCAAUGCCAGCACACUGAACGAUGGAGCAGCUGCUCUCGUUUUAAUGACAGCAGAGGCCGCAAAGAGACUCAGCAUCACUCCACUGGCCAGAAUUGUCUCUUUUGCUGAUGCUGCCGUUGCACCCAUUGACUUCCCCAUUGCUCCUGCGCUUGCUGUACCAAAGGAUGUCUGGGGCGAGAAUCGUGGGUCACAUGGUUCACAACCUGAAGUCAGGCCAAUAUGGGCUGGCAGGCAUCUGCAAUGGAGGUGGUGGAGCUUCUUCUAUUCUGAUCCAGAAAUUAUAGGACAAAUUUAUAUAUAUGAAGAAUCUUCUCUCUCCUUGAUACACUCUGUGUUAGACUUUGUGUUCACUACCAGUUGACUCCAGAUGGUUGAUGUUAAUGUAAAUUCCCUUUCACUGUCAAGAAUUCUUCUUUUACAACUUUAAUGCUAGUGGCCUUACUCAAACAGCAAAAUAGGACUGCACAAACAUGACAUCAUGAAUCAAGUGUUUGAAACACUCCUUUGUUUGAUAAAACAUACUAUGCAAAAAAAAGGUCAGUAUUUAACUGUAAAAUGAAAGCAAAAUAAAUAGUUUUUUGGAACCAC
Epinephelus lanceolatus (giant grouper) is the source of this 1587-nucleotide messenger RNA. The record is from RefSeq and is a predicted model, not a curated record. NCBI's taxonomy places the organism in Eukaryota, Metazoa, Chordata, Actinopteri, Perciformes, Serranidae.